Ipomoea nil (Japanese morning glory) is the source of this 2530-nucleotide messenger RNA. RefSeq names its product type I inositol polyphosphate 5-phosphatase 2. The transcript is spliced from 9 exons. Gene Ontology annotation, biological process: phosphatidylinositol dephosphorylation. Bases 253 to 2166 code for a protein of 637 amino acids. Gene Ontology annotation, molecular function: inositol-polyphosphate 5-phosphatase activity; phosphatidylinositol-3,4,5-trisphosphate 5-phosphatase activity; phosphatidylinositol-4,5-bisphosphate 5-phosphatase activity. Lineage: Eukaryota; Viridiplantae; Streptophyta; Magnoliopsida; Solanales; Convolvulaceae. The record is from RefSeq and is a predicted model, not a curated record.
GCAGUGGAUGUCUGUUAAGCUUGGCCAUUACUUUUUGUGUCUUUUCCAUUUGGUGUUUUACUAAGAAUCUUCCUUUGCCUACCCAUGGCCAACCUGUUUUCCUGGUUCCCACAAUGACUUUGUGCAUAUUUAACCCCCCCAAAACACUCCCAGUUUUUUUGCCUAGCUUUCUAACACUUGCUGCCAUUCUUGGAACCCAUUAUAUUCAAACGUUUACUGCUUUCUUAGCUAGUUUGUGUUUUCUUUGACCCUAUGCAUAGGAGAGGCAGAAGAGUCAAGCGCUCUGAGGCCUUCUGGCCAUCCAUUGUGAUGAAGAAAUGGCUCAACAUACAACCUAAGGUGUAUGAUUUUAGCGAAGAUGAGAUUGACACUGAGAGUGAAGAUGAUGCUUGCUCUCUGAAAGACGAGAGGGUGAAUGAAGAUCAUGGCUGCCAUGGUGGAGGGGAGGGGAAGGCUUCUGAUGACUGCUUGUCCGACCAAAUUUCUGUUAAACCUUCCACGGAAUAUUCACUGAGGCACAGGAGAGGGAAAUCUGAAACUCUGCGUGUUCAGUACAUAAGCACAAAAGAUGUGAGAGUCACGGUGGGCACGUGGAACGUUGCUGGGAGGGUCCCGGGUGACGAUCUCGAGAUUGAAGACUGGGUUUGUAUGCAAGAACCAGCAGAUGUUUAUAUCCUAGGGUUCCAAGAGGUUGUGCCUCUGAGUGCUGGGAAUGUGCUGGGAGCUGAGAACAGAAGGCCAAUUCAGAAAUGGGAAGCCAUAAUUCGGAGAACACUGAACAAGACUUCUGAGCCUGCAGAAACUAAGGUCAAGAGCUACAGCGCUCCUCCCUCGCCCGUGCUCCGGACUUCUUCUGCUUCUGACAUUAUUGCUGAUGCAAUUGGUGCUCCCGUCUUGGACGCCAUGUCAGACGAGUCGAUAGACCCUUCUUGCGUUGCUGUGCCAGCACCAAUGAAUCUGAACUCGAAGAGGGUUUAUGGGAUUGGCAGCGAGGUUCGAUUGGAUUGGCCCGAACGCCCCCUGGAUGCUGCAAAUACACAAGCUCUUUCCUCAAGCUUCAAGCUUAGAAGGGUGCUGAGCAGUUCUGCCCGGUUUGGAUUCGAAAGCGUGGACAAUUCUCUGUGUUUCGCGCCUCGUGGAUUAGUCGGUGGGGGGCUUAAACGAGGCCACCAUAGCUCUGGAAACUUGGGAUUGAUGUCUAUGGCUAAACCUCAAUUACAGCUUCAACAAGAUCAUCCUGUAGAAGAAGUUGAUUUUCUUUCUGACAGCAGCUCUGAUGAGUUCUCUGAAGAGGAGGAGGAAGAUUCUUUCAUGGAAUUCCCAGAGCUCCAUAAAGAAACUCUUCCUGUUAAGGUUGUAAAGAAAUCACAUCCCAAGUAUGUUCGUAUCGUGAGUAAACAGAUGGUUGGGAUUUAUGUUUCGGUUUGGGUACGAAGAAGGCUAAGAAGGCACAUAAACAACUUGAAAGUCUCUCCUGUUGGAGUUGGAUUGAUGGGAUACAUGGGGAAUAAGGGAUCUGUUUCAGUGAGCAUGUCUCUUUUCCAAUCACAGCUAUGCUUUGUUUGCUCACACUUAACAUCUGGGCAGAAAGAUGGAGCUGAGCAUAGGAGAAACUCCGAUGUGAACGAAAUUCUAAGGCGAACGAGUUUCUCAUCCGUGUUCGAUACAGAAGCUGCUGAUAAUCCCCUAACGAUCCCAUCUCACGAUCAGAUAUUCUGGUUUGGAGAUCUGAAUUACAGAAUCAGCCUGGCAGAUAGUGAAGUGAGAAAGCUCGUUUCACGAAAGCAGUGGGACGAGCUCCUCGAUCAUGAUCAGCUGAGCAAGGAGCUAAGAACUGGGCAUGUUUUCGAUGGCUGGAAAGAAGGAGCCAUCAACUUUGCACCAACUUACAAAUACGAGUUCAACUCAGACAGAUACAUCGGGGAAACCCCGCGAGAAGGGGAGAAGAGGAGAUCCCCAGCAUGGUGUGAUCGAAUACUAUGGUUGGGGAAAGGCAUAAAACAGCUGUUUUACAAAAGGGCAGACAUAAGAUUAUCAGACCAUAGACCAGUGAGUUCUAUGUUCACAGUCGAAGUAGAAAUCUUUAACCAACGAAAGCUCCAACGAGCCCUCAACGUCAAAGCUGCAGCUAUACAUCCUGAUAUUUUGCUUCUUGAUGAGAUUUAAAAUAUAUAUAUAUAUAUAUAGAUGAUUACCAGGUUUGCUGAGUUAUCUUUUUGCAGAUCUGAACUAGAUUGGAUUAAGGUUGUUUGAAUUGACUGGGAUAAUAUAAUGCUCCAACUUUUGGUUUAAAUCAAACCUAGUCCAAUAGUUUGCAAUAUUUUUUUAUUUUUGAAUCUAUAUAUAAAACUUUGUGAGGCAAAAGAGGGACCAUAAAUUCAUUAAAUUUUGUCAUGCUCCUCCUUUUGGAGUGUAUCAGAGAAAAGAUGGGAUAAAAAGAUGUCUGUAAUACUGUAAAUUAUUACUAACUGUAUGUAUGGAAGUGUGGUUCUUUUUCUUUUAAUUUACAGUUAUGGGUAAUGCUUCUUUC